AUGUGUGAUAUGUGUUCUCCGAAACAAGUUGUUGCCAUUACAUCGUGUAAAGGUUGCUUGAAGGAUAUGUGCCGUAGACAUUUCAAUGAUCAUCGGGAAAAACUUUUCAAAGAUUUACAAAAUGUCUUUGACCUUCAUGAUAAUCUUCUGCAAGAACUACAACUUACAACCAAUCGUGCAUCAAAAUCAUCAGAUAGUAAUAAUGCUCUUGCUUUAUUCAAACAAAUUGAUGAAUGGAAAGCGAAAACAAUCGAGCGUGUUUCGCAAGCAGCCAAUGAAGCACGAGCAAAUGUGGAACGCUUAUUUAGUAGAAAAGCGGAAUAUGAUCAAUUGAAGAAAAAAGUUGAUGAAAUUACGAAAGAGUUAAAAGACCAGCAAGAAUCAGAAAGUUUUGUGGAAACUGAUAUUGAUCAUUGGAUGAAACAAUUGAAACAACUAAAAGCUGAUCUUAAUCGACCAUCAAAGGUGGACACUGAUCCUCCUGUUCUUCAGGUGCAAAAUAUUGAUUGGAACACAAUUAUCAAGAUCUCUUCUUCUUAUAACGAACAUGGAAAACACACUAAUUUGGCUCAAAACCAACUGGAAAAAGGUAUGUUGUAUCUGCUUUCUAUAAAGUAUCCAUGA
This is a messenger RNA of Rotaria sp. Silwood1, 624 nucleotides long. Lineage: Eukaryota; Metazoa; Rotifera; Eurotatoria; Philodinida; Philodinidae. The record is from the annotation of a GenBank genome assembly.